UGGGGCGGCGGGUCCAUGCUGCGGCUCGGUUGUGUAAGCAGCGCCGCGGCCGCUCCUGCUGGGCUCCAGUUGCUCGUGUUCCUCGGCAGCGCCGGCGCUCAGCCCCAGCUGACCUCCGAACAGAAUGCCAUCAGCCUCUCUGCCGGCAAGUACCGCCACCUCGACCGUGCCACCAACCAGGAGCUGAUCUGUGACAAGUGUCCCGCGGGAACCUACGUGUCCAAGCACUGCACAAAGAGCACCUUAAGGGAGUGCAGCCCAUGUCCGGACGGGACUUUUACGAAGCACGAGAACGGCAUAGAGCGAUGCCACCCUUGCAGAAAACCCUGCGAACUGCCAAUGAUUGAGAAAACCCAUUGUACUGCCUUGACCGACCGCGAGUGCACUUGCCUGUCGGGUACGUUUCAGACGAACGAUACCUGCGUCCCUUACACGGUGUGCCCGGUCGGCUGGGGCGUCCGCAAGAAAGGAACCGAGACGGAAGACGUGAGGUGCAAGCCAUGCCCUCGUGGUACUUUUUCUGAUGUGCCUUCUAGCGUGAUGAAGUGCAAAACCUACACGGACUGCUUCGGGAAGAACAUGGUGGUGGUCAAGCCAGGGACAAAGGAAAGCGACAACGUCUGUGGUUCUCCAGCGUCUCUGCCGAGCACGUCUUUGGCUUCGUCGGACGCAGAAGCGGGUGGAGAGACCUACAAGGCUCCACCGACUGCUCAUCUUCCCAAAGGUCUGAACUCUUCAGUUCCCGACCUGGCUCCCUCUCCUCCACCCGCGGCCUAUGGUGCAACGGGGCCGAUGAGUGACUACAACCAGACCUUGGCCAACGAGACCGGGGGUGCCCGAGGGAGCCUGGUGGGCACCGGCACUGCCGGCCAGGCACAGAGCUACCGGCACAAGCACGCCAGCCAAGCUCUGGAGAAGCAGCCGGCCUUGGAGAUGGCGGGGGGCGAGAAGUCCAGCAUGCCCUACAGGCCGCCCCGGAGAGGGCCACAGAACGUCCACCAGCACUUCGAUAUCAAUGAACACUUGCCCUGGAUGAUUGUCCUCUUCCUGCUGCUGGUCCUGGUAGUUAUCGUGGUUUGCAGUGUCAGGAAGAGCUCACGGACUCUGAAGAAAGGGCCGAGGCAAGAUCCCAGUGCCAUUGUGGAGAAAGCUAUUAUGAAAAAGUCCACCACCCCCACGCAGAACAGAGAGAAGUGGAUCUAUUACUGCAACGGGCACGGCAUUGACAUCCUGAAGCUGGUGGCAGCCCAGGUGGGGAGCCAGUGGAAGGACAUCUACCAGUUCCUUUGCAACGCCAGCGAGCGCGAGGUGGCCGCCUUCUCCAACGGCUACGCGGCCGACCACGAGCGCGCCUACGCCGCCUUGCAGCACUGGACCAUCCGCGGGCCCGAGGCCAGCCUGGCCCAGCUCAUCAGCGCCCUCCGCCAGCACCGCCGCAACGACGUGGUGGAGAAGAUCAGAGGCUUGAUGGAGGACACCACGUCGGUGCAAAUGCAGCCUCAGUGGCAAAUGCAGGACUGCUCUAACGAUGAUGGAAAGCUGGAAGGUGACAAGCUGGCGCUGCCGGUGAACCCCAGCCCUCUCAGCCCUGCGCCCAGCCCCAGCCCGAAACCCCCCGAGGCUGCUGUCCUCACCGUGGAGCCCUCUCCUUCGGAGAAGAAAUGCUUCUUCGUCGACGAGUCGGAGCCCCUCCUGCGGUGCGACUCCACCUCCAGCGGCUCCUCUGCGCUCAGCCGGACGGGCUCCUUUAUUACCAAAGAAAAGAAGGACACAGUCUUGCGCCAGGUGCGCUUGGACCCUUGCGACCUGCAGCCCAUCUUCGACGACAUGCUGCACAUCCUCAACCCCGAGGAGCUCCACGUGAUAGAGGAGAUCCCGCAGGCAGAGGACAAGCUGGACAGGCUAUUUGAGAUCGCCGGCGUCAAGAGCCAAGAAGCCAGCCAAACCCUCCUGGACUCCGUCUAUAGCCACCUUCCCGAUUUACUGUAGGCACUGGUCACCAUGCACUCUCUGAAUAUCUGCUAGAACUAGCUUGGCACUUGUUAAGACGACAGACAACGCGCAGGCGGGUUUUGCUGUAGAAUACAUGGCCAGUAUUUCCUUGAGGUGUCCUUGGUUUCUGGAGGGGGGCAACUUGCCAGCAUCGUGCCUCUCCACCUUAACUCUGUCGCUCAGUUAAAGUCUUUGCACCCUCUGCCCCCUUCGGAGUCUGUCUCUGUAUUUUUUUUCUUGUUCUCAUUCCAAUCAAAUCAGUCGAUGCACUUUAAAACACAGUUAAUGAACUAAAAGACCACGAAGCCGGUGUCACUUAGGCGUUGAGCCUUGGGGUUGCUCUGUAGCCUGGUUCAAUUCUCUCAAAGCUGUUCCUCUGAACGACGUCUCCUGCUACCUCCCUUCUGCCUCAGAGUGGUGAACGGUGAAACACACAAAGCUGGUUGUUGCUGGUUACCUUCUCUUAAUGCAUCUUAAGCUUCCCCCCCCCCCAAGGCUGACUGUUUUCAUGUACUAUCGUAUAGCUCACGCCCAUCGCUGCGGUUUUACUAGCACGGUUAUUUAUUGUAUGGUUUUCACCUGGACAAUAAUGCAUUGUGCUCCUAUAAGCUAAAGCAGAAGCGGUUGAAUGGAAAGGUUCGGUUCCACUGACCUUACUGAUUUAAGAAAAAAAACAGUCCUAAACCAGUCCUUUGCCUGUGGUGGAAGGGAACCCAAGCGAGGAGCAUCCUGCCUGGCCGCUGAAGAGGACAGCAGGUCACGGCGGUGCCGGUGCUGGAGCCGGGGAGGCGAAGGCUGCUGGUUCUGCUCUCCUUGUGGUGUAAGACUUACCGAGCUACGCUUUUACACUCGUGUCUCUUGUUUUUUAUACAGACGUGGCCGAUAAGGGGAGGUUCUCCCGAGAUCCUACCCGGCCUUAAAAUAGUCUCUUCAAAUCACACUUCACUUUUUAUCAAUAAGAAAAAGGGGGGAGGGGAUGGGGGGGAGGAAAA
Messenger RNA from Oxyura jamaicensis (ruddy duck), 2984 nucleotides. Its product is annotated as tumor necrosis factor receptor superfamily member 21-like. The record is from RefSeq and is a predicted model, not a curated record. The transcript is spliced from 7 exons. The coding region runs from base 16 to 1989 and encodes 657 amino acids. Gene Ontology annotation, molecular function: protein binding. NCBI's taxonomy places the organism in Eukaryota, Metazoa, Chordata, Aves, Anseriformes, Anatidae. Gene Ontology annotation, biological process: adaptive immune response; neuron apoptotic process; negative regulation of T cell proliferation.